AUCUCUCGUAAUAAUAUUGUUAUUGGUGUAUAUAUUAGGAAGGAUUUUCAUCUUCCACCGAAAGGAUUUCCCAGUUGUGCCAUUAAAUCACCAUUAAAGACCAUGGCUGCAAAACCUGAAGAAAAUUCUAAAGUAGAAGAAGAGCCCCAUGAACCAUCCCCAACAACAAAAGAUGAUGCACCACAACCAAAACUUGAUGAUGAUGAUGAUCAUCAUCAUCAACAAUCAUCUGCAAACGAACCGCGAUCAUCUUCAUCAUCGGAGGAAGAUACUAAGCAAUGGGGUACCCACGUCAUGGGCCCGCCGGCGAUCCCUAUUGUCCACCCGGAUAACCAGAAGGCCGCUUUAUGGGUCGCCGGCGACCAUCAGCAAAUUCACGAGCUGCCUUACCUCGUUUACACUCCUGCUGAAAAACCGACCCAAAAUUCAUUUGAACUUGUGAUUAACGUUUUCAAUACUUGGAGUAGGAAGGCCGAGACCGUCGCACGCAGCGUCUGGCACAACCUGAGAAGUGGAUCGUCGGUAUCGGAUGCUGCGUGGGGUAAAGUAAACCUAACGGCGAAAGCCAUAACAAAGGGUGGGUUCGACUCACUUUUCAAGAAGAUAUUUGCAACUGAUCCAAAUGAAAAGUUGAAGAAUGCAUUUGCUUGUUACCUCUCCACAACAACAGGCCCUGUUGCAGGGACUCUUUAUUUAUCCACUGCUAGGGUUGCCUUUUGCAGUGAUCGUCCCUUAUCCUUCGUUGCUCCAUCGGGUCAAGAGACUUGGACCUACUAUAAGGUUAUGAUACCUUUGUUCGAUAUCGGAACGGUAUAUCCGGUGGUAAUGAAAGAAAACCUGGCAUCGGAGAGCUACAUCGAGGUCGUUACCGUUGAUGGCCACGAUUUUUGGUUCAUGGGAUUUGUUAAGUUUGAAAAAGCAUCGUUUGAACUAUUGAACAAUGUGCUAGAUUUCAAGGCAACAACUGAGCCAGUGGCUGCCUAGUUGGGGGAACCAUCUUCGGAUCGAUCCUACGUACCAUAUUAUAUACUCCAAAUUUUAAUUUUCUAAGUUAAUUAUGUUUGGUACGUUAGCUUGAAUAGUGAAGGCUAAAACUUGUGAAUGUGUGCCUAAAAGGCUAAAACUAGAGGAGGCCUCCUCAAAAUGUAUUUCCACUUUCAAUUAGAUUGUGGAGUGUGAAAUUGUAUUAAAAAAAUUACAAUAA
This is a messenger RNA of Gossypium arboreum, 1204 nucleotides long. Its product is annotated as GEM-like protein 5. The transcript has 3 exons. The record is from RefSeq and is a predicted model, not a curated record. NCBI's taxonomy places the organism in Eukaryota, Viridiplantae, Streptophyta, Magnoliopsida, Malvales, Malvaceae. The coding region runs from base 103 to 984 and encodes 293 amino acids.